AUGCUCUCGGAUACUGGGAAAGACAAUACGAAGGCAGAUUAUCUCCGAUCCGAAGCGAGCUCCCCCGUCUCCUCUUCUCCGGAAGCCGGGCAGUUAAGCAGGAGGCGGGACACCCAGACCACCAGCGGCAGCAUCCUUCCGGAGGAGAGCGGCAGCAUCCAGCCCCUGGUCUCCGCCGCCUGCAUCAUGACAUCGGGGGAGCUGAUGCAGAGCGCUCCGCUGCUGGCGCACCGCUCCAAGAGGAGCCUGCUGUACAAGGCGCUCUGCUUCCUUCUGCUCGUCUUCCAGGGCGGCGUCCUGGACUUCUACCUCAUCAUCUUCACCGACCUGUACUGGUGCUCGUGGAUUGCCACGGACCUGGUGGUGAUCUCGGGCUGGGGCAUCUUCUUCGUGAAGAACGCGCGGAGCAAGCGGGAGCGGGCCUGCGGCUUCCACCAGAAGAGCUCCAUGUUCGGCUGCAGCCUCGGGGAGUUCACCUACGCCUACCUGGCCUGGCUCAUAUACGUCAUCGCCUGCACUCCGAAGGUGGUGCUCAUCCUGGAGACGUCCAUCCUGGACCUGAUCGAGCUCAAGGUUCCGUGCGGGGUGACCGGCUUCAAGAUCGUCAUGCUGCUGUCCGCGCCGCUGCUCUUCUGCCUCAUCAACUCCAUCAUCGAGGACCUGAACGGGGCGACGCGGCACCGCUCCCACGGCUGCUUCAUGAGCACCUGCCUGGACCUGCUGGACAGCUUCACGUUGGUGGAGAUGCUGCUGAGGAACGAGAUCCCCGCCGCGUACCUCAAGUACACCGUGAUCUCGGUGUACUUCGUGGCGCUGGCCGUGCCGGUGGUCUGGCUCUACGAGCUGACGGCGGCGGAGCUGCGCUGCCGCUGGCUGUGGGCCCGCUUCUCCACGGGCCUGCUGGUCAACGCGCCCCUGCUGGUAGUGCGCUGUUUCCAGGUCUACGUCUACAGAAUGCCGGUGUCCGUGUUCAUGCUCAAAAACAUCUUCUUCUUGGCGUGUAAGUCGCUGGAGCUGGUGGAGCAGUGUGUGGCGGUGCGGGGGGUCCGGAGGCUGGCCGGCGGCGGCAACCCGGCCCAGUUCUCCCACUGCGUGUCCGAGAACGACAUGUGUCCGCACGGAUACGUCAACACCCUGGCCGUGACCCAGUCGUAGAGCCCGGUCCCUGGGCUGAAGACCGGGAGCCGCCUGCCUGUGUGGUGGCGGGAAAGUGGGGAAUUCGUGUUGCGUUCCAGACACAGCUGGGAAUGGUAAAAUUCUAAUUUGGUCCAAAUUACAGCUCCUGCUUCCAGAUAGCGGCUCUGGAUACAUACAGUUAUAUUACUAUAGGUAGAAAACGAAUUAUCAAGAUAGGAAAAACUUAAAG
Perca flavescens (yellow perch) is the source of this 1366-nucleotide messenger RNA. It is a transcript of the gene tmem121b, whose product is annotated as transmembrane protein 121B. NCBI's taxonomy places the organism in Eukaryota, Metazoa, Chordata, Actinopteri, Perciformes, Percidae. The record is from RefSeq and is a predicted model, not a curated record. The transcript has a single exon. Bases 1 to 1155 code for a protein of 384 amino acids.